GUGAGUUAGUUAGUCUACAUGAGCCUAUGAAUAUGAAAACAACUACCCAAUAUCAAUUAGUUUAAUCAAGCACACCAUAUCCAAAGACACACUCGAAUGUCGUUAAGCUUGUAGGACCUUUGACGGUUACCUUUCUUCGUCUCAGCAGCCACAUUCCAAAAUGUACCUCACUUAAGCAAAGCUCACUAUGAAUCUUUCUUGCAAAAAUUUCCAAGUCUUCCACAAAUAUUGCAUGAACAUCGGUCUUGGAAAGCUAUGGCGAUCUCAAACACUCAUUAGACUCCGAACAUCCGACUCUUUUCCAUUCUCGGACUCUAUGUUGAUACAUAAAUAUACUUUGAGACUUGGUAGUCAUAUCAAAUAUUCUGCCCACUUCAAUGUGUGUCUCAGCCUUGGAGGGUUGUUGGCGGAACUCAGAAGCUCCCCAGUGUUUUUGAAAAACAUCCCCGCCACUCAAAAAACUAAAACGGAAUUCGUCUGCUCGAGACAAACGUCAAUAACCGAGGAGGACGUAUCGCUCACUGGCGGAAGACUGUACGGUGAUAUCUUGCUGGCUGUAUUGUUGUUCAUUAGAUAGAGCAGUUCAGUCUCAACUCACACUUCCCCAUUAACAAGCACAGAAA
This is a messenger RNA of Mollisia scopiformis, 623 nucleotides long. RefSeq lists its product as uncharacterized. The transcript has a single exon. Bases 188 to 577 code for a protein of 129 amino acids. The record is from RefSeq and is a predicted model, not a curated record. NCBI's taxonomy places the organism in Eukaryota, Fungi, Ascomycota, Leotiomycetes, Helotiales, Mollisiaceae.